AACAAGGCAAACAUAUAAUUCAUCUCUCAUGAGAGUUUCUCUUCCAGGGCUUUGUCUGGGCAAUGAAGAUGAGAAAAACAAUGGUAAGUUGUCUCCCCCUUAGACUCUGUACCUGCGCCCCAAGUUUCAUGACCUUUUCCCUUUCAUCCUCUGGCUUCUAGGAGGGUUUUGGUGGUCACCAAGAUGAAGAGUCAGACUAACGCCAAAUUCUUUCCAGAGAAAUUUUCCAAAUCCCUCCUCCAUGCCUUGCCCAGCUCAGAGGUUGAACACAGCAGCAACGUGACCCUCAAGUGCCAGUCUGACGCCCAGAAUGUGACAUUCAUGCUGGGGAAGUUGCAGGACCCUGGGUACAAGCAAGAAUGCAACUCAACAGGACAGGCUACUAAAUUCCUCCUCACUGACCUGAAGCCUAAAGACACUGGACAGUACUUUUGUACCUGCGAGACAGUGGCUGCAGAGAAAUGGGAACUCAGUGUGAGAAUAAGGCUCUUAUCAGGGAUUCUGCGUGGGUCUCAAGGAUGUGAACGUGGCCCGCCAGACACCAAAGUCAUCUUUGUGGCCACCUUCAGCUGCCUCUGUCUCUUCCUCCUCUUCAUCGCCAUCUUCUUCAUCUACAGAUGCGCCGAGCGUGAACCAGCCAUUCCAGAUUUCCCAAGCAGGGAGCUGCAGGUGUAUCCAAACUGGAAAGAAUAUCUGAAUCGCGGAUUUGGCAUGUCAGCUCUACAUGCACGUCUCUUUUCCUCAAAGCCUGAAGAAUCCCAGCGAGUGACCUAUGUCCAGCUAAACACCAACGCACUGUCUGAGGCAGCUUCUGUCCCCACCGAGGAGCCCCCAGGGUCGUGUGACUACGCAACACUGAAGGUACAGAACUGAAGGAAGAGCUUCUUCCCUGGGGAGGAGAGUACGGAUUAAGAUGACGGAACUUCUGAAAGCCCAGGUGACUCUGUGUCUUCGGUUCAUCAUCCAU
Molecule: messenger RNA, 967 nt
Organism: Kogia breviceps (pygmy sperm whale)
Lineage: Eukaryota; Metazoa; Chordata; Mammalia; Artiodactyla; Physeteridae
Source: RefSeq, a predicted model, not a curated record